This is a messenger RNA of Aspergillus oryzae RIB40, 828 nucleotides long. Its product is annotated as putative cell cycle control protein (Cwf23). NCBI's taxonomy places the organism in Eukaryota, Fungi, Ascomycota, Eurotiomycetes, Eurotiales, Aspergillaceae. The transcript is spliced from 2 exons. Gene Ontology annotation, cellular component: spliceosomal complex. The coding region runs from base 1 to 828 and encodes 275 amino acids. Gene Ontology annotation, biological process: spliceosomal complex disassembly. The record is from RefSeq and is a predicted model, not a curated record.
AUGGCUUCAAACGAUGAUCUCAAGGCGCACGCCGCCUCCAAUCAAGAUUUUUACGCUCUACUAGACAUCUCCCCAGCAGCCGCCGAAAACGAGAUCCGUCGGGCGUACCGAAAGACUGCUCUGAAAUACCAUCCCGAUAAAAUCGCGAACCCAACACCUGCAGAUAUCGACAAGUUCCACACGUUACAGAUUGCCUACGAUGUCCUCUCUGAUCCGUCGGUACGACAGCUCUACGAUAAUGCGCGGGAGGCGCGACAGCGGAAGCAGCGCGAGCGGGAUAUGAUGGAUGCGGCGAAGAGGAAGAUGAGGGAGGAUCUGGAAGCGAGGGAACGCGCUGGUGCUGCGGCGGUGGGUGGUGCGCCUCGCGGGGUGAAACGGACGUGGAUGAGUGGGACGGGGGAUGAUGAUGCGGAGGAGAAGCUGCAGCGGGAAAUUGAGCGGAUCGCGGAGGAUGGCCGGCGGCGACGACGAGAGGCGGAGGAACGAUUGAAGCAGAAGGUCGAUGAGGAGGAGAAGCAGAUGCGCCAGGAGGAGGAAGAGGCACAGAAGGCUGCCGAUAAGAGUAGCCAGCGGGUCGAUCGUUCGCAGGAAGGUGGAGCGAAUGUGCCGGAACUCGAACGAGCUGUGAAGGCGCGUUGGGUUCGUGAAGGUCGGGGCGUGGACUUGGAUAAGGAUCGCUUAACGUCUUUGUUCACUCCGUUUGGCAAGGUUGAAAGUGUUGUUGUGCUCAAGGAUAAGCGGCAACGUAUUGGAGAUAAGCGUUCUUCCUCUAACUUGCGGCUGAGAUUUAAUCGGGCAAAUAACUGGCGUUGUGGGGAUUAUGUAUAG